UUACAGGUGACACGCCCGUGAAUCUGCUCCUUUUUAAUCGUGUUAAAUGCGAUUUAUCGCUAUAUAGAAGGUAAGCCCUUGUUUUUUCGUGGAUGUGGAUGGAAAACAAGUGAGGCCCCUUUCUUGACAAAUGAAGAUKCCCACUGGCUUGCUGCUAUGGAAAAAUUAAUGAAAAGCAUGUUUGGCGAUGACUUUUUCGAGUUCUGUUACCACGAGCAAGAAUCUGUUAAAGUAAAGUCAGAUUUCAUGCCAAAAGAAAAUUACAAUCACGAAAUAUGGGAGAAGAAGUAUCAACAAGCACACAAAGAAUUUUAUGAAGAGAUUAUCUCCACAAAAUCGCAAGUAAACCACUCUCGAAAAAGAGCUAGGAAGCUUYAUUUUGAAGAAAUAAGCGAKGAAAGCAUACUAAAUAGCUGCGAAAKUAGUGAAACCGAGUCCCACUCAAAUUGCKCGAAAAGCUUUAGCACAGCCACUUCGGACAGUACACAACAAAACUCUGAUGAAUCCUUUGAAAACCUAGAACCUCUCCUCACUAGUACACCAGUUCAACGCGAUUUGACAUCUAGUGAUAGUCAUGAUGCCACACCCAGGAUAACUAGCACUACCUAUGUCAAGUGUCCAGUCCAAGUUAAAGCGUCGACGCAAGACCUCGGCCUUUGUAAGCCAGGAUCGAAAGCAAGCAGGAGACAACUGGCCAAUCUAAUCAUUCCAAAGACCGUGCAUGUUAAUGAUAAACAAAUAACUGCUGUUAUUUCAAAUCGCUCAUUUCAUGACCCAUGGAAGUCUUUGACAAGACCAUCUAGAAAUGCAAUCCAACAUAGUGAUAAAGUUCUAUCCGAUGCACGCAGUUCUGGAAUAUCUAACGUCAACGGUGUGAGAUUUGGCAGCAUAGGCUCAUUCAAUCAAAGCCAAUUGUGGGUUUUGCGCAAAUUCUGUGAUAUAGAUGACAUAAAACGUGAUGUUAUUAGGGAAACGCAAUGGCUAAAUUUGGAUGAUGGCUUCGAAGAGAAAGAAAUAAAGAGUGUUGCUGAUGUUCUGUGGGAUACCGACAACUGUAAGGUUMUCCUUAAAGUGUCAAUAGGUGGAAGUACAAGGGCAAUAGAUAUUACCUCAUUUUCAUUUCUCUGCGAGGAAAGAUAUCUCGAUAACAUGGUCAUUGAUGUUUAUCUAACCAGACAUAUGCGGGAAGUGCAUACAUUUUCCAACAAUGUGCCUACUCUUUUUUUGCCAUCCUCUGUUUGGGACUGGACACAAAGUCAAGAUCAUCRGUACUUGAAAGACAAGAUUGCCGGCGUAAUGGACAACUGCGGUGCUCCACGGGCACAGAUUAAGCAAAUUAUUCUUCCUGUAUAUAUGCCAAAUCAUUGGGGAAUUAUAUUGAUUGACUUGGAGGACAAGACAAUUUAUUUUGASGAUGGGAUGAAGUUCAAUCUUCCCCGGGGAGCACUUGACAGCAUAAAACAAGUAAUGGGUGCACUACAUGACGCCUAUACCGAUUGCUUGUUAUUUGCUAAGGAUUGGUGGGCAGAGGUUAGAUCUACAAAAAGGCUUGGUAUGCCAAGUCAAACUGAUAAAGAUGCAAGGGCAUCCAAGCAAGGUUCGGGUAGUUGUGGCGUAGGAGUAAUUAUGGCAGCCAAAGACCUUAUGCAUCGGGGGAGAAAAGCCGUAGGCAAUUUUUCUUGGACAUUCGCAAACAGUAGAAUUUACAGAAAGCAAAUAAUGUUACAAAUUAUCAAGUGGUCUCAAAAAUGACUAAAUUGAUGAUUUCGCUCAAAGUGUAAUAUAUACAACAUUUACAACUUCAAUAGCUAUUAAUUACAUAACAUAAUUCCAACUGCUUUUAAGGUGACCCGCCCGAAAGCAGAGUAGCAGAAGUUACAGGUGACACGCCCGUGAAUCUGCUCUUGGGUAACCCGUAUAUAAUUACUAACUAUAUCAAAUGUAU
Exaiptasia diaphana is the source of this 1945-nucleotide messenger RNA. RefSeq lists its product as uncharacterized. Gene Ontology annotation, molecular function: cysteine-type peptidase activity. Gene Ontology annotation, biological process: proteolysis. The record is from RefSeq and is a predicted model, not a curated record. Bases 157 to 1752 code for a protein of 531 amino acids. Lineage: Eukaryota; Metazoa; Cnidaria; Anthozoa; Actiniaria; Aiptasiidae. The transcript is spliced from 2 exons.